Emys orbicularis (European pond turtle) is the source of this 10704-nucleotide messenger RNA. It is a transcript of the gene CSMD1, whose product is annotated as CUB and Sushi multiple domains 1. The record is from RefSeq and is a predicted model, not a curated record. The coding region runs from base 1 to 10704 and encodes 3567 amino acids. The transcript has 70 exons. Lineage: Eukaryota; Metazoa; Chordata; Testudines; Emydidae.
AUGUCCUCAAAUUUUUCCCAAACAAAUAUUUCAUUAAUCAUAAGGCAAUUUAAUUCUAAGCUUCACAGUAAUUCCGAGCUUCAGUAUCUCUACGGUCAGAAUUGUGGAGGUUUAGUACAGGGACCAAAUGGUACAAUAGAAAGUCCUGGAUUUCCUCAUGGUUAUCCAAAUUAUGCCAACUGCACAUGGAUCAUUAUCACAGGAGAACGUAACCGGAUACAACUGUCAUUUCACACUUUUGCCCUCGAGGAAGAUUUUGAUAUUUUGUCAAUUUAUGAUGGACAGCCACAACAAGGCAAUUUAAAAGUGAGGUUGUCUGGAUUUCAGCUGCCAUCAUCUAUUGUGAGCACAGGAUCUAUCCUCACACUUUGUUUCACCACAGACUUUGCUGUGAGUGCUCAAGGUUUCAAGGCUAUCUACGAAGUUCUACCUAGUCACACUUGUGGAAACCCGGGAGAAAUACCUAAGGGAAUACUUCAUGGAUCAAGGUUCAAUAUAGGAGACAAAAUUAGAUAUAGCUGUAUCUCAGGCUACAUCCUGGAGGGCCAUGCAAUGUUAACAUGUAUUGUGAGUCCUGGAAAUGGUGCAUCGUGGGAUUUUCCAGCUCCAUUUUGCAGAGCUGAAGGUGCUUGUGGAGGAACUCUACGUGGGACAAGCGGAACUAUUUCAAGCCCUCAUUUCCCUUCGGAGUAUGAAAAUAAUGCUGACUGCACAUGGACAAUUCUGGCUGAACCAGGAGAUACUAUUGCUCUGGUCUUUACAGAUUUCCAGUUAGAGGAAGGAUAUGAUUUCUUAGAGAUCAGUGGAACUGAAGCACCAUCAAUCUGGUUGACUGGCAUGAACCUGCCUUCUCCUGUUAUCAGCAGCAAAAACUGGUUACGACUCCAUUUCACAUCUGACAGUAACCACCGACGGAAAGGAUUUAAUGCCCAGUUCCAAGUGAAAAAAGCAAUUGAACUGAAGUCAAGAGGAGUCAAGAUGCUGCCCAACAAAGACAGUAACCACAAAAAUUCUGUCUUGAGUCAAGGUGGGGAUGCAGUCAUAUCUGACAUGUGUCCUGAUCCUGGAAUUCCUGAGAAUGGGAAGAGAGCAGGCUCUGACUUCAGGGUGGGUGCAAGUGUACAGUUCUCCUGUGAGGAUAAUUAUGUGCUCCAAGGUUCUAAGAGCAUCACUUGCCAGAGAGUGACAGAUACACUAGCUGCUUGGAGUGACCACAGGCCGAUCUGUCGUGCUAGAACAUGUGGUUCUAAUCUGCGUGGACCAAGUGGAAUUAUUACAUCACCUAAUUACCCAGUUCAAUAUGAAGAUAACGCACACUGUGUGUGGGUUAUCACAACAACAGAUCCAGAAAAGGUCAUAAAGCUAGCUUUUGAAGAGUUUGAACUGGAAAGAGGAUAUGACACCCUGACUGUAGGGGAUGCUGGGAAAGUGGGAGACACCAGAACAGUGUUGUAUGUACUUACUGGCUCUAGUGUUCCUGAUCUCAUUGUGAGCAUGAGCAACCAGAUGUGGCUACAUUUGCAAUCUGAUGACAGCAUUGGCUCACCUGGAUUCAAAGCUGUCUAUCAAGAAAUUGAGAAAGGAAGUUGUGGAGACCCAGGAAUACCAUCAUAUGGAAAAAGGACUGGCAGUAGUUUUCUGCAUGGAGACACACUUACCUUUGAAUGUCAGGCAGCUUUUGAACUUGUGGGAGAGCGAAUGAUCACGUGCCAACAAAAUAACCAGUGGUCUGGCAACAAACCCAGCUGUGUUUUCUCAUGCUUCUUCAACUUUACUACACCAUCUGGAAUUAUUCUUUCACCAAACUACCCUGAGGAAUAUGGGAACAACAUGAACUGUGUGUGGUUGAUUAUUUCGGAGCUAGGAAGCAGGAUUCAUCUAAUUUUCAAUGAUUUUGAUGUGGAGCCUCAGUUUGACUACCUUUCAGUGAAGGAUGAUGGGAUUUCUGAUUUACCAGCUCUUGGCACUUUUUCUGGCAAUGAGGUCCCUUCCCAGCUGGCUAGCAGUGGGCACAUAGUAAGACUUGAAUUUCAGUCAGAUCACUCUACCACUGGAAGAGGCUUUAAUAUCACUUAUACAACCUUUGGUCAGAAUGAGUGCCAUGAUCCUGGAAUUCCCAUAAAUGGAAGACGUUUUGGAGACAGAUUCCUUCUGGGAAGUUCUGUUUCUUUUCAUUGUGAUGACGGCUUUGUUAAAACCCAAGGCUCUGAGUCCAUAACCUGCAUUAUGCAGGAUGGAAAUGUUGUGUGGAGCUCCACUGUCCCACGCUGUGAAGCACCAUGUGGUGGACAUUUGACAGGAUCGAAUGGGGUUAUCUUGCCACCAGGAUGGCCAGGAUAUUACAAGGACUCGCUAAAUUGUGAGUGGGUGAUUGAAGCAAGACCAGGACAUUCUAUUAAGAUCACCUUUGACAGAUUUCAGACGGAAGUUAAUUAUGAUACUUUGGAAGUCAGAGAUGGGCCAGCAAACUCAUCACCAUUAAUUGGAGAAUACCAUGGUACACAAGCACCACAGUUCCUUAUCAGUACUGGCAAUUACAUGUAUCUGCUGUUCACUACAGACAAUAGUCGUUCCAGCGUUGGCUUCCUAAUUCACUAUGAGAGUGUUACACUGGAAUCAGAUUCCUGCCUUGACCCAGGGAUUCCUGUGAAUGGCCAUCGCCAUGGUAAUAACUUCAGUGUCCGAUCUGUAGUAACUUUUAGCUGUGAUCCAGGAUAUACACUGAGUGAUGAGGAACCACUCAUAUGUGAAAGAAAUCAUCAGUGGAAUCAUGCAUUACCCAGCUGUGAUGCUCUAUGUGGUGGCUAUAUUCAUGGGAAGAGUGGAACCAUUCUUUCACCAGGUUUUCCUGAUUUUUAUCCCAACUCUUUAAACUGCACUUGGACUAUUGAAGUGUCACACGGCAAAGGAGUGCAGUUGGUCUUUCACACCUUUCACCUUGAGAGUUCUCAUGACUAUUUGCUUAUCACUGAAGAUGGCAGCUUCACAGAACCAGUGGCGAGAUUAACUGGCUCAGUGUUACCCCCUACAAUUAAAGCUGGCCUCUUUGGAAACUUCUCUGCACAGCUUCGAUUUAUAUCUGACUUUUCAAUCUCCUAUGAAGGUUUCAAUAUAACAUUUUCAGAAUAUAAUCUGGAACCAUGUGAUGAUCCUGGCGUUCCUGCCUUCAGUAGAAGAAUCGGUUUUUACUUUGGUGUUGGAGACUCCUUGACCUUUUCUUGCUUUCCUGGAUAUCGCUUGGAAGGUGCUAAUAAACUUGCCUGCCUGGGUGGUGGCCGUCGUGUAUGGAGUGCACCUCUGCCAAGGUGUGUGGCUGAAUGUGGAGCAAGUGUCUCUGGAAAUGAAGGAACAUUGCUGUCUCCAAAUUUUCCAUCUAAUUAUGACAACAACCACGAAUGCAUCUAUAAAAUUGAAACAGAGGCUGGUAAAGGGAUCCAUCUUAGAGCCAGGACCUUUCAACUGCAUGAAGGAGACAUUGUUAAGGUGUAUGAUGGAAAAGACAGUUCUUCUCGUCCUCUGGGGGUCUUCACUAAAAAUGAACUGAUGGGACUGAUCCUGAAUAGCACCUCUAACCAUUUGUGGAUAGAAUUUAAUACCAACGGAUCUUAUACGGACCAAGGAUUUCAGCUCACAUACACCAGUUUUGACCUAGUCAAGUGUGAAGAUCCGGGAAUACCAAAUUAUGGCUACAAGAUCCGUGAUGAAGGACAUUUUACUGACACAGUCAUUUUAUACAGCUGUAAUCCUGGCUAUAUGAUGCAUGGUAGUAGUAUUAUGACGUGCCUAAGUGGAGAUCGAAGAGUGUGGGACAAACCUUUGCCUACCUGCCUAGCUGAGUGUGGUGGUCGAAUUCAUGCUGCUACUUCUGGUCGCAUAUUGUCACCAGGUUACCCAGCACCAUAUGACAACAAUCUUCAUUGCACUUGGAUUAUAGAGGCAGAUCCAGGGAAGACAAUUAGUCUGCAUUUUAUUGUUUUUGACACUGAGGUCGCCCAUGACAUCCUGAAGGUGUGGGAUGGUCCUCUUGAAAGCAGUAUUCUUCUGAAAGAAUGGAGUGGUUCAGCCCUUCCUGAGGAUAUACAUAGCACCUUCAACUCACUGACGUUACAGUUUGACAGUGACUUCUUCAUCAGCAAGUCAGGCUUUUCCAUCCAAUUCUCAACAUCAGUUGCAUCAACAUGUAAUGAUCCUGGGACUCCACAGAAUGGUACCAGAUAUGGAGACAGCAGAGAGCCUGGGGAUACCACCACCUUUCAGUGUGACCCUGGGUAUCAGCUCCAAGGACAGGCCAAAAUUACUUGUGUGCAGCUGAAUAACCGAUUCUUUUGGCAACCUGAUCCUCCGACAUGCAUAGCUGCAUGUGGAGGAAACCUGACAGGUCCGGCGGGUGUUAUUUUAUCACCUAACUACCCACAGCCAUAUCCUCCUGGGAAGGAAUGUGACUGGAGAAUAAAAGUAAACCCUGACUUUGUCAUUGCUUUGAUAUUCAAAAGUUUCAGUAUGGAGCCCAGUUAUGAUUUUCUACAUAUUUAUGAAGGGGAAGAUUCUAACAGUCCUCUAAUUGGCAGUUUUCAAGGCUCCCAGGCGCCUGAAAGAAUAGAGAGCAGUGCUAAUAGUCUAUUUCUAGCAUUUCGCAGUGAUGCUUCUGUUGGCAUGUCAGGAUUCGCCAUUGAAUAUAAAGAAAAACCACGGGAAGCUUGUUUUGACCCUGGAAACAUAAUGAACGGGACUAGAAUUGGAACAGACUUCAAACUUGGUUCGACUAUUACUUAUCAGUGUGAUUCUGGAUAUAAGAUUAUUGAUCCUUCAACUAUAACAUGUGUGAUUGGUGUUGAUGGAAAACCAGCAUGGAACAGAGUAUUGCCAUCUUGUAAUGCUCCUUGUGGAGGCCAGUAUACUGGAUCAGAUGGUGUGGUUUUAUCACCAAAUUAUCCACAUAAUUAUACUGCUGGGCAGACUUGUCACUAUUCUAUAACUGUACCUAAGGAAUUCGUUGUGUUUGGGCAAUUUGCCUAUUUCCAGACUGCUCUGAAUGAUGUGGCAGAGUUAUUUGAUGGAGAACACCCUCAGGCUAGACUUCUCAGUUCACUUUCUGGAUCUCACUCAGGUGAGACAUUGCCUUUAGCUUCAUCCAAUCAGAUAGUGAUGCGGUUCAGUGCAAAGAGUGGGGCAUCUGCCAGAGGUUUCCAUUUUGUCUACCAAGCUGUUCCACGCACCAGUGAUACACAAUGCAGCUCUAUUCCAGAACCCAGAUAUGGCAGGAGAAUUGGGUCUGAAUUUUCAGCAGGCGCUGUUGUUCGAUUUGAAUGUAGCCCUGGUUAUCUGCUGCAAGGCUCAAAAGCUAUUCGAUGUCAGUCUGUGCCUAAUGCUUUAGCUCAGUGGAAUGACACUGUACCAAGCUGUAUAGUACCAUGCAAUGGGAAUUUCACUGAACGGAGGGGCACUAUCUUGUCACCUGGUUAUCCAGAACCCUAUGGUAACAGCUUGAAUUGUGUGUGGAAAAUCAUAGUGACUGAGGGAUCAGGUAUUCAGAUCCAGGUCAUAAGUUUUGCCACAGAACAUAACUGGGACUCCCUUGAAAUCUAUGACGGUGGAGAUAUGACAACACCACGACUGGGGAGCUUUUCAGGUACUACUGUGCCAGCAUUGUUGAACAGCACCUCCAAUCAACUUUACCUGCACUUUCACUCUGAUAUUAGUGUGGCAGCAGCUGGUUUUCACCUGGAGUACAAAACUGUAGGCCUAGCUGCUUGUCCAGAACCAAUACUUCCUAGCAAUGGCAUCAAAAUGGGAGAUAGAUAUAUGGUGAAUGAUGUUUUGUCUUUUCACUGUGAGCCAGGAUACACAUUACAGGGUCGUUCUCAUAUUUCUUGUAUGCCUGGAACAGUUCGCCGUUGGAAUUAUCCAUCUCCCCUCUGCAUUGCUAAGUGUGGUGGAACACUGACCAAUAUGGGUGGAGUGAUCCUGAGCCCAGGUUUUCCUGGAAAUUACCCUAGUAACUUAGAUUGCACAUGGAAGAUCUUAUUGCCUAUUGGAUACGGUGCACAUAUUCAAUUUCUGAAUUUCUCUACUGAAGCUAAUCAUGACUUUCUUGACAUUCAGAAUGGGCCUUACCACACCAGUUCUAUGAUAGGCCAGUUUAGCGGAACGGAACUCCCACCAUCUUUGCUAAGUACAACUCACGAAACACUCAUCCAUUUUUAUAGUGAUCACUCAGAGAAUCGACAAGGAUUUAAGCUUGCAUACCAAGCUUACGAGUUACAAAACUGCCCAGAUCCUCCUCCUUUUUUAAAUGGAUAUAUGGUCAACUCGGAUUACAGCGUGGGUCAAUCAAUAUCAUUUGAGUGCUAUCCUGGGUAUGUUUUAAUAGGUCACGCUGUUCUCACUUGCCAACAUGGGAUCAACAGGAACUGGAACUAUCUUUUUCCAAGAUGUGAAGCUCCUUGUGGCUAUAAUGUAACCUCUCCGAAUGGUACAGUUUAUUCCCCAGGAUUUCCAGAUGAAUAUCCAAAUUCAAAGGACUGUACAUGGUUUAUUUCUGUCCCUCAAGGCCAUGGGGUUUAUAUCAACUUUACCUUACUCCAAACUGAACCAGUGAAUGACUACAUUGCAGUUUGGGAUGGUCCUGACCAAAAUUCGCCUCAGCUGGGUGUUUUCAGUGGGAACACAGCUCUUGAAACAGCUUACAGCUCGACCAAUCAAGUUCUUCUCAAAUUUCACAGUGACUUCUCAACUGGAGGGUUCUUUGUCCUCAAUUUCCAUGCUUAUCAACUAAAGAAAUGCCAGCCUCCACCAGCAGUUCCACAGGCUGACUUACUUACAGAAGAUGAUGAUUUUGAAAUAGGAGACUUUGCCAAAUACAAGUGUCAUCCUGGUUUCACCCUGGUUGGAAAUGACAUGUUGACUUGCAAGCUGAAUGCACAAUUGCAGUUUGAGGGCUCACCCCCAUUUUGUGAAGCACAAUGUCCAGCAAAUGAAAUCCGUACAGAAUCAUCUGGAGUGAUCCUCAGUCCAGGUUACCCAGGCAACUACCCCAAUUCUCAGACCUGCUCCUGGACUAUUAAAGUCGAACCAAGCUAUAACAUCUCUAUUUUUGUAGAAAUGUUUCAGAGUGAAAAACAGUUUGAUGAAUUGGAAAUAUUUGAUGGUUCUUCUGGGCAAAACCCUUUGUUGGUUUCUUUAAGUGGAAAUCAUACUGGACAACUAAACUUCACAAGCAGAAAUAAUCAGCUAUAUCUUCGCUGGUCAACUGACCAUGCAACCAGUAAGAAGGGAUUCAAGAUACGUUACUCAGCUCCCUAUUGCAGCUUAAACAAUGUCCCAAAGAAUGGUGGAACUUUAAAUAAAACAGCAGGUUCAACUGGAAGUAAAGUGCACUAUUACUGCAAGCCUGGAUAUAGAAUGAUUGGCCAUAGUAAUGCAACUUGUAGACGUCUCCAGAAUGGCCUGUAUCAAUGGGAUUCUCCUGCCCCGCUCUGCCAUGCUGUGUCGUGUGGUAUUCCAGAAUCUCCAGGAAAUGGUUCAGUUGUAGGUAAUGAGUUCACUUUGGGCAGUAGAGUGAUAUAUGAAUGUAACGAGGGCUUCAAGCUAGAAUCUAGUCAACAAGCAACAGCAGUGUGUCAAGAAGAUGGAUUAUGGAGUAACAAAGGGCGGCCACCUGUCUGUAAACCUGCAACUUGCCUCAGCAUUGAGACUCUGCUCUCAGAGCAUGUCAUCUGGAGACUGAUAUCUGGGUCAUUCAAUGAGUAUGGAGGUCAAGUAAUGCUGAGCUGCAGUCCUGGCUAUUAUUUAGGGGGUCAAAGACUCAUACAGUGCAGAUCUAAUGGAACAUGGAGUGGAGGUGAUGAAAGGCAUAGCUGUAAGGUUGUCUCCUGUGGUGGCCUCCCUUCUCCACCAAAUGGUAAUAAGAUUGGAACCCUAACGGUGUAUGGAGCCACUGCAAUCUUCACCUGUAACACAGGGUACACAUUAGUUGGAUCUCAUGUGAGAGAAUGCUUAGCAAAUGGACUCUGGAGUGGCGCCGAAACCCGAUGUCUGGCUGGGCAUUGUGGUUCUCCAGAUCCAAUUGUAAAUGGCCACAUUAGUGGGGAUGGCUUCAGUUACCGUGACACUGUGGUCUAUCAGUGUAACCCUGGCUUUCGGCUUGUCGGUACAUCUGUCAGGAUUUGCCUGCAAGAUCAUAAGUGGUCUGGACAAACUCCCGUUUGUGUCCCAAUCACAUGUGGACAUCCUGGGAACCCAGCUCAUGGAGUGACUAAUGGAAGUGAGUUCAAUUUGAAUGAUGUUGUAAACUUUACCUGCGGCACUGGGUAUUUACUUCAAGGUGCCGCUCGAGCACAGUGCCGGAGCAAUGGACAGUGGAGCAGCCCUUUACCUACCUGCCGAGUGGUGAACUGUUCUGAUCCAGGCUUUGUGGAAAAUGCUAUUCGUCAUGGGCAGCAGAAUUACCCUGAAAGUUUCAAGUAUGGAAUCAGCGUGGUGUACCAUUGUAAGAAGGGAUUUUACAUCUUGGGCACAUCUGCUUUGACCUGUAAGGCUAAUGGCUUGUGGGAUAGAUCACUACCCAAAUGUUUGCCCAUUUCUUGUGGACAUCCUGGAGUUCCUGCCAAUGCAGUUCUUUCAGGAGACAAAUUCACAUAUGGAUCUAUAGUUCACUAUUCUUGCACAGCAAGUCAAACUCUCAUAGGAAAUUCUACUAGUGUGUGCCAAGAAGAUAGCCACUGGAGUGGAACCCUCCCUCACUGUUCAGGAAAUAGUCCUGGAUAUUGUGAUGAUCCAGGUGUACCACCUCAUGGGUCGAGACUCGGAGAUGAAUUCAAAAUAAAAAGUUUACUACGUUUCUCCUGUGAAAUGGGUUAUCAGCUGAGAGGAUCUGCAGAACGAACAUGCUUGCUUAAUGGUUCUUGGUCUGGUUUACAGCCUGUUUGUGAUGCUGUAUCUUGUGGAAAUCCUGGCACCCCAGCCAAUGGCAUGGUAAUAUACAGUGAUGGGAUAAUGUUCUCGAGCUCAGUCAUCUAUGCUUGCUGGGAAGGUUACAAGACUUCAGGGCUAACUACUCGACAUUGUACAGCCAAUGGGACAUGGACUGGCACUGCUCCAGACUGCACAGUAAUCAGCUGUGGAGAUCCAGGUGGAAUAGCAAAUGGUAUGCAGUUUGGAACUGAUUUUAUCUUUAAUAAGACAGUAAGUUAUCAGUGCAACCCAGGGUAUUUGAUGGAGCCUGUCAGUUCAUCCACUAUACGUUGUAUGAAAGACAGCACUUGGAACCAGAGUAAACCAGUCUGCAAAGCUAUCACAUGUGGCCCACCUCCUCAAGUGCUCCAUGGAAAAGUGGAAGGAUCAGAUUACCGUUGGGGGUCCAGUAUAAGUUACAAUUGUGCAGAGGGCUAUCAGUUAUCCAAUGCAGCUAUUCUUUCAUGUGAAGGACAAGGUGUAUGGAGGGGAGAUGUCCCACAAUGUCUCCCUGCAUUUUGUGGAGAUCCUGGUACUCCAGCUGAGGGGCGUCUUAAUGGGAAAAGUUUCACUUACAGAUCUGAAGUCUCCUUUCAGUGCCGACCCCCUUUUAUACUGAUAGGAUCUUCAAGAAGAGUCUGUCAAGCAGAUAGUGUUUGGAGUGGAAUUCAACCAACAUGUAUUGAUCCAGCCCAUAACACUUGCACAGAUCCUGGUACUCCACCUUAUGGAAUACAGAACAAUUCUAGGGGUUAUGAGGUUGGAAGCACAGUCUUUUUCAGAUGUAGGAAGGGUUAUCAUAUUCAAGGCUCUACUACUCGAUCUUGUCUUGCAAACUUAACUUGGAGUGGUAUACAGUCUGAAUGCAUUCCUCAUGCUUGCAGACAACCAGAGACACCAGCGCAUGUAGAUGUGAAAGCGAUAGAUCUUCCUACUUUAGGUUACACUUUGGUGUAUACCUGUCAGCCAGGAUUUUUUCUUGCUGGUGGAUCAGAGCACCGGACAUGUAAACCAGAUAUGAAAUGGACAGGAAAGCCAACUAUUUGUAAAAGUAAAGGAGUGAGAGAAGUUAAUGAAACAAUAACUAAAACUCCAGUUCCUUCAGAUGUGUUUUUCAUAAAUUCAUUAUGGAAGGGAUUUUAUGAGUAUCUAGGGAAAAGGCAACCUGCUACGCUGACAGUCGACUGGUUCAAUACUACAAGCAGCAAGGUGAAUGCCACAUUCAUUGAAUCGUCCAAUGUACAACUUAAGCUAUCAGGUGUUUACAAGAAAGAAGAGGCUCAUUUGCUUUUAAAAGUCUUUCAGAUUAAAGGACCUGUGGAAACUUUUGUAAGCAAGUUUGAAAAUGAUAACUGGGCACUAGAUGGCUAUGUAUCAUCAGGACUUGAAAGAGGUGUGUUUACUUACCAAGGUGAUAUGCAUGGAAAAGACUUUGGAAAAUUUAUGCUCCAAAGGCAAGGUCCUUUAAGCACAGAUGCAGAUCAUUCAAAUCACUAUUAUGGCACAAACAGCAGUUCUGUUGCAGCUGCCAUCCUGGUACCAUUCUUUGCUCUAAUAUUAUCAGGGUUUGCAUUUUACCUCUACAAACACAGAACAAGACCAAAAGUACAGUACAAUGGAUAUGCUGGUCAUGAAAACAGUAAUGGACAGGCUUCAUUUGAAAAUCCCAUGUAUGACACAAACUUAAAGCCCACAGAGGCAAAGGCUGUGAGAUUUGACACGACUCUAAACACAGUUUGUACAGUGGUAUAG